Molecule: messenger RNA, 2882 nt
Organism: Clunio marinus
Lineage: Eukaryota; Metazoa; Arthropoda; Insecta; Diptera; Chironomidae
Source: the annotation of a GenBank genome assembly
GUUCAUCAUCUUUUUAAUAAACAAACAAAAAUGAUAAAAUUGAAAAAUUUCAAAAUUCCUUCACGAAAUUUAGCAACACAGUUCUUUGUACCUAAACAUGAUAUUGCAAAAAUGGAAGAUGUUGAAAAGUUAAGGAAAUUUUUAAAUGACAAGCCUCGUAUAUUGGUUUUAACAGGUGCUGGCAUAUCAACUGAAUCAGGAAUCCCUGACUAUCGUUCUGAAGGUGUAGGUCUUUAUCAAAGGUCAAAUCACAAACCUAUUCAACAUCCUGAAUUUGUAAAAUCAAAAGAUAUCCGAAAACGUUAUUGGGCGAGAAAUUUUCUUGGAUGGCCAAAGUUUUCUAGUGUUGAACCUAAUGCUACUCAUCAUAAACUUUCAAGAAUGGAACGUGAAUUAAGGAUAAGCCACAUAAUCACUCAGAAUGUUGAUAAUCUUCAUGGCAAAGCAGGAAGCAAGGAAGUUACAGAACUUCAUGGCAAUGGAUUCAAAGUGAUAUGCAUCGGAAAAGGUGAAAGAGAUAAUCCAUGUGAUUAUUCUAUUGGACGACAUGAUUUCCAAUUGAUAUUAAAUCAAUUAAAUCCACAGCUGUUGGAAAAAACGUUAGAAGCUGAAUCAUCACCUGAAAAGAUGAAACCAGAUGGUGAUAUUGAAAUUUUACAAGAAGACAUUGAUAACUUUUAUCUACCGGAAUGUCCUAAAUGUGGGGGAUUUUUAAAACCGAAUAUUGUGUUCUUUGGUGAUAAUGUGCCGAGGACAAGAAUAGAAAAAGUUGUUCGUACUAUCAUUGAUUCCGAUGGUGUUCUUGUUCUUGGCUCAAGUUUGACCGUUUUUAGUGGUUAUCGAAUUGUUCUUCAAGCAAAAGAAUUAGGAUUACCUGUGGCUAUUGUAAAUAUCGGUGAAACAAGAGCAGACAAACACUACCAGCAGCAGAUAAAAAAAGAAGAAACCAAAAAAAUGGCGGACGACGAUUUGGAUUAUUUAGAUGAUUUACUGGAUGCCCCAUUUAAGAACACACAUGAAUGUGCAGAAAUCUCUUCGACCAACAGCAAUGAGAAAAGACACUUAAACUUGUCCCCAUGGCAUAAUGACUUGCCUUUUGAUUCGGGAGCCAAUGGAAAGCGGAAAUCAACAUCGCCUCAUGUCGUAGAAAGUAAAAAGUCGAAGGACAAAGACAAAGACCGUGAAAAUGGAACGUCGCACAAAUCAAGCCGACAUCGUAGUCGCAGUCGAUCUAAAGAAAGACGUCACAAGGACAAAGAAUCAAAAGGUGAAGAAAAGGAAAAGUCAAAGAAGGAUCGACGCCGUUCAAAGGAUCGCACACGUGAUGAGCGCAAACGCGACCGACGAUCACGAACACCUGAGAAGAAGGAAAAGGAAUCGAGAGAUCAAACAGAGAAAUCUAAGCGUGAUCGCUCACGUUCAAAAGAUCGAGACAGAAAACGACGAACCAAAUCACGUGAUCGCGAUCGUGACCGAGAUCGUGAAGAUAAAAGACGUGAUCGUGACAGUAAACGGACAAGAACAAAAACACCUGAAAAAAGACGACGUCGGUCAAUCUCACCUCGCCCAUUCCGUCGUGGACGAACACCACCAAACGGGCUUGGUUAUCGUGACGAUUCGCCAUCUGAGAAGUUAAGCUAUGAAGAAAGAGAUGCCAGAACAGUCUUCUGUAUGCAAUUAUCACAACGAGUUCGUGCACGAGAUUUGGAAGAAUUCUUUUCAAGUGUCGGCAGAGUGAGAGACGUUCGACUUAUCACAUGCAACAAGACCAAACGCUUCAAAGGAAUCGCUUACAUUGAAUUUCAAGAUCCUGAAUCGGUUGCACUUGCUUUGGGAUUAUCUGGUCUGAAAUUGUUAGGAAUUCCCAUUUCAGUUCAACACACACAAGCUGAGAAGAAUCGCAUGGCAAAUGCAAAUUCGCCGCCAUCACCACCGAAGAAUAUUCAAGGACCGAUGCGAUUGUAUGUCGGAUCACUUCAUUUCAACAUCACAGAAGAUAUGUUGAGAGGAAUUUUUGAGCCAUUUGGAAAGAUUGACAACAUUCAAUUAAUUAUGGACCCCGAGACAGGACGUUCAAAAGGUUACGGAUUUAUUACGUAUCACAAUGCUGACGAUGCCAAAAAAGCACUCGAGCAAUUAAAUGGAUUUGAGCUGGCUGGUCGUCCAAUGAAAGUUGGAAAUGUAACUGAACGAUUAGAUGUAACUGCACACGCAUCACUCGAUACAGAUGAAAUGGAUCGAAGUGGAAUCGAUUUGGGCGCAACAGGAAGACUUCAAUUGAUGUUUAAACUUGCAGAAGGUGCUGGCUUAGCGGUUCCACAAGCUGCCGCGAAUGCUUUGCUUGCUUCUGUUCCACAACCACCACCUCCAGUUGUUGAAGAAACGCCGCCAAUUGCAACUCAAUGUUUCCUUCUUGUCAAUAUGUUUGACCCAGCAACGGAGACAACACCAAAUUGGGACCGUGAGAUUCAAGAUGAUGUCGUUGAUGAAUGCAACAAACACGGUGGAGUUUUACAUGUUUAUGUUGAUGUAGCAUCGCCCGAUGGCAAAGUUUACGUAAAAUGUCCUUCAAUCGCAACUGCAGUUCUCGCUGUCAACGCACUUCAUGGACGAUGGUUUGCCGGAAGAGUCAUCACAGCUGCUUACGUUCCACUCGUCACUUACCAUUCGCUUUUCCCUGAUGCUGUUGCAGCUAUUAAUCUUAUGCAACCUUCACGUAAACCUUAAUUAAACAAUCAACACUCUCGCAAAUCUUUUUUUCCAAACCUUUUUUUAUUUUUAAUUCUUUUCUUUAAUUUUUCUAACUGGAAAAAAAUAAAUUGUUCGAUAAACAAACAGUAAAAAGUAAACCAAAAUGAUUUGUUUAUGAUUCUUUGUAAAAA